Molecule: messenger RNA, 1100 nt
Organism: Suncus etruscus (white-toothed pygmy shrew)
Lineage: Eukaryota; Metazoa; Chordata; Mammalia; Eulipotyphla; Soricidae
Gene: IL10RB
Product: interleukin 10 receptor subunit beta
Exons: 7
Coding region: 48-1100 (350 amino acids)
Molecular function (GO): protein binding; interleukin-10 receptor activity
Source: RefSeq, a predicted model, not a curated record
UGUGCCCGGUGUCUGCCCGCCGACCCUCCCGGGUUCUGGGCACGACCAUGGCGCGGAGCCUCCGGACCUGGCUGGGCGUCUGUCUCCUGUUGGCAGCCUCUGAGAUGAUGGUGGUACCACCUCCUGAAAAGCUCCGGGUACAUUCCGUGAAUUUCAAGAAUAUUCUACUGUGGGAGACACCUACUUUUCCUGGAGGGAAUCUCACAUUCACGGUUCAGUACCUGAGCUAUCAGAAGUUAUUCCAAGACCUGUGCAAGCAUACUAAAGCGACAGAGUGUAAUUUCUCUAAUGUUUCCAAGUAUGGGCACCACACCUUGCGAGUUCGCACAGAGUUCGGGGCCGAGCACUCAGACUGGGUCAACAUCACCUUCUAUCCUCUCAGUGAGACCACCAUUGGACCUCCUGGAAUGCAAGUAGAUGCGCUGAGUAGCUCUAUGCACAUCCGUUUCUUAGCCCCCCUAAGUGAAAAGGAGCCAGAGACGUGGACAAUGAAAAACUUUUAUAGCAACUGGACAUACAACUUGCAGUACUGGAAGAACGGCUCAGAUGAGAAGUCUCUCAUCACCUGCCAGUAUGACUCAGAAGUUCUGAAGAAUCUGGAUCCCAGGUCCACUUACUGUCUGCGGGCCCGAGUGUUUCUUCCCUAUUCCAACAAAACCGGGGCAUGGAGCGAGCCCAUCUGCCAGCAGACCAAGGAGGAUGACACGAUCUCCUUCUGGGUCAUCGCCCUGGUGGUUAUCGGGGCAUCAGCGUGCAUGGUGCUCCUGCUCCUAGGCUGCUUAGUGCUGCUCUGGUGCAUUUACAAGAAGACCAAGUAUGCCUUCGCCCCUGGGAAUGUUCUGCCCCAGCAUCUGAAGGAGUUUCUGGGCUACCCUCCUCAUAGCCCUCUCGGGUUCUUCACCUUCCCACCCUCGGAUGAGAAUGAAGUUUUUGACAAACUGAGUGUGGUGACUCCCAACACGGGGCCACUGCUCCCCAAUGGACAGAGCUCCCCAGGACCAUUCUCAGAGGGCAACACCCAGGCUGAUGGAAGUGGUGACUCUCUGCUCACAGGCACCCUGGAGCUGGAUCAGACACAGAUGAGGGUCGAGACCAUCUGA